Molecule: messenger RNA, 762 nt
Organism: Penicillium salamii
Lineage: Eukaryota; Fungi; Ascomycota; Eurotiomycetes; Eurotiales; Aspergillaceae
Source: the annotation of a GenBank genome assembly
AUGGCCGCAUCUCGCAACCUAACAAUGGCGAAGUCGGUUUCAAUCACUCACGGUGGCGACAGUGAGUGUACUCACCACCACAAGGAACAGACUAACAUGAACAUAGACAUGCUGAGCUCGGUGGCAGCGUUGAACGGCCGCGUCUUUAGCACUGACCCCGUCAUCUCCUACAUGCUCUUAGACCUUCCUCGAAAAGACAGACUGUCCUAUCUACCCACUUACUGGGAAACGCUGAUCAAAUCGGCAUUGCUCAAUGACGCAAUCAUCACCGAAGCCAAUGGCUGGAAAGCGGCGUCAGUCUUACUUCCCCCAGGACGAUACGUCGACAAUGCCUGGACUCUGGUGUGCGCAGGGUUCCUAGGUGUCCUGUGGCGGAUUGGAUUUCCUGGUUUCAAGCGCCUUUGGUCUGAAUUCUCCGGGAUGACCGAUAAUGCAAAAAGAAUUGGUCUCCGCGGACAGAAGCGGUACUACUAUAUGUUUAGCAUCGGGACCGAGGUUGAGCACCGAGGCAAAGGUCUUGCAAAGGCCAUUUUACGAGAUCAUCAACAAACAGCUCAGGCUGCUAAUCUGCCGAUUUGGCUAGAGGCCACAACACCUGCCUCACGCGCCUUGUACCUCUCCAUGGACUUUGAGGAAGUUCAGGAAAUCGUCCUCGGAAAAUGCAAGGUUACUGCUGAUGCUACUGUACAGCCCGGUGGGUCUGGUAUUCCCCUGUGGGCAAUGGUCUGGUGGCCAAGGUCAAUUGCUGCCCCCCCUUCUUGA